This is a messenger RNA of Meloidogyne enterolobii, 912 nucleotides long. The record is from the annotation of a GenBank genome assembly. Lineage: Eukaryota; Metazoa; Nematoda; Chromadorea; Rhabditida; Meloidogynidae.
AUGUGGACGUUACUUAAAGAAGCGACUCGUUUUACAUUAGAAAAUCCACCAAAUAGACAAGAGGAGGAGGAUGAAGAAGAAGAAAUUGAAUUGAAAAGAAUUAGAGAACGAAGAGUAGAACAAUUGAAAAGUAGAGCAAAGGGUCAAGUUGUAAAAAUCUCUGAUCGUUUUGAAUUUCUCAAUUUAAUAGAACAACAAUCUCCAGACAUUUUUCUUUUUAUUUUAAUUCAUCUUGAAGGAAAUGAACGUUGUGAACAUUUAAAUUUUGCAUUGCUUGAAUUAUCUGGUAUUCUUAAUAAUCAGGAAAAAAUGAAAUUUUACAAAAUUGAAAGUAUUGUUUUGGGGACAACAAAUAAAUUUACAAAAGAAGCACUUCCAGUACUUCAAAUUUAUAAAGCAGGGCAAUUAAUUGGGAAUUUUAUUUGUUUGGAUAAGGAGAUGAAUGAGGAUUAUGAUGGCCAAGAUUUGUUGAAAUUUUUAAAGAGAAAUGGAAUUUCUUUUGGUUAGGUACGAGCAUUUUACUAUUUAAAUUGGAUGUAAAUGUUUGGAAUUUUUUAUGAAGGUUUUUACUACUUUGAUGAUUUAUUGCUUUCGCUUGCGGCCAGAGGCGGGUCGGAAUUCCGAUUUCCAACAAUUUUUCCUUCCGAUUUCCGAAAUUUUGGAAAAAUUUUGGAUUUUCGCUGCUUCCGAUUUCCGACACCUUUGCUGUUCCGACCCAACUUUGCUUGUGGCAAUGGCUUCUUGGUCCUCCAAAAUCUUCGCAUAGAAGAUUUUUCGUAUAAGGCGCUGAAAAGAAAAUAUAAAAAUAUACGUGCAGAAAAUUUGCGCUUGGGACAUUAAAUUAAGAGCCAAAGGCAAUCCGAAAACCUUCGAAAUCCGACCCCCUAGCUUUGAUUUUAGUGAAAUUUUUGG